Messenger RNA from Monodelphis domestica (gray short-tailed opossum), 2141 nucleotides. RefSeq names its product mediator complex subunit 22 (gene MED22). Gene Ontology annotation, molecular function: transcription coregulator activity. Gene Ontology annotation, biological process: regulation of transcription by RNA polymerase II. The record is from RefSeq and is a predicted model, not a curated record. Gene Ontology annotation, cellular component: mediator complex. NCBI's taxonomy places the organism in Eukaryota, Metazoa, Chordata, Mammalia, Didelphimorphia, Didelphidae.
UGGUCUUAAAGGACGUAGCGGAAACUUUCUCCUCCCCUCCCUCUCCUCUCAUCUUAUUUUAAAAUAGGUGCUGCAUUUUAGUCUCUGACUAACCUGUCUGAGUGGGGCUAAGCGAGGCCAACCUCAGGCUUCCAGGGAAACAGUUUACCAGCGGCAGCUGUUGCGUUCCCGCGGUACCUCCCGCUGGUAUCAUCUUUCUGGCCGGAGAAUCCUACAGUGUCCGGGGUAGUGUGACCGUCCUGAGGGCAGGCGUCCAUUUAUUUGGUUUGGUUUUGGUUUUGCCCUUCCAUCUUUGUGUAUCCAACAUCCUGAGAGGCGGCGUGUAUUUGCCAGACGCAUAAUUUCAAGUUGGAGUAGGCCCUUAGACUCCAGAAAGGAAUCCGAACCUAGAGACCAUCGAGGCCAGACUCUCGCUUUACAGAGGAAGAAGCGGAGGUGCUGAUAAGGUCCCAUCCACCUGUGCCCUUCAUCCUCCGUGUCAGUACUGGUGACUCCACGCCCAGCACUCUCUCAGCCACGAAAAAUUGAAGGAAGUUCCCUCAACCCACCCUCUCCUCCUUCCCCCUCACUCACAUUUCUGCAGUUCCAAGGAUAAUGCAAUGGCCCAACAAAGAGUUCUCCCCCAGAGCAAAGAGACCCUCCUUCAGUCCUACAAUAAGAGGCUGAAAGAUGACAUUAAGUCGAUUAUGGAUAAUUUUACUGAGAUCAUAAAGACAGCAAAGAUUGAAGAUGAAACUCAGGUCUCCCGGGCAACUCAGGGUGAGCAGGACAAUUAUGAGAUGCAUGUGAGAGCUGCCAAUAUUGUCCGUGCUGGAGAAUCUCUGAUGAAGCUUGUGUCUGACCUCAAGCAAUUUCUCAUCCUCAAUGACUUUCCCUCCGUGAAUGAAGCCAUUGAUCAGCGUAACCAGCAGCUUCGAAGCUUGCAGGAUGAAUGUGACAAGAAGCUCAUUUCCCUGCGGGAUGAGAUAUCCAUUGACUUAUACGAGCUAGAGGAGGAGUAUUACUCGUCCAGCUACAGUCUUUGCGACACAAUUGAUCUACCUCUGUGUGAAGCCUACUGGAGGCAGGACCUCACCUCAUUCUCCCCUGAUGGUCUCUCGGCACCUCUUCUAGUGUCUCCUGCAGAGUCUGGCACAGCCCCAAUGCAGGGGACUGCACCCGUGCUCCCUCACGUCAACGGGCCUGGUUCAGGACCCACGGAGCAUGCCUGACCAGGAUCCAUUCCCGAUGCUGUCAAAGGUGCUCACCGCUGAGUCCCACUGCCCCACCCAACAGUGGCCCCUUUGGGCAUAGAGUGCCACUUGGAAAGCAGCAUGUUAGUAUUUCAGUCUGGGUCUUUUCUCUCCUCAUUGCCCUCUUCUUCAGUCUCAGGGAUAGAUUACAGAUGCCUAAGCCAUCCAUCUACUACCAUACUUCCUUUUCCUGGGAUUAACCUUUGUUGGGCAAAAGUCACCUUGGUCCUAAAAUUAGAGCAAGACAAUAGGCAUUAUGGGAGGGGGUUGAGGAAUUUGUUAGCCUGAGCCUAGAAUUAGGCAGAGCCAAACACUUUGAGUUGGGAAAAUUGUAAGCUAUACCUUCAGUGUCUUCCUCUUCCUCUCCUGGCCCAUUUGAGAACAAUAGGGAUAGGAGAAAGCUAGCUCUGGGUUUCCUUUUAUGUUCAGUAUUCACUCAAAAGUGAGAGAGAGAGAGUGUGUGUGUGUGUGUGUUUUUGUGUGUGUGUUUGUGCAUGCGUGCGCACGCAUAUGUGCGCGUGAGAGAGAGUGGUGGUAUGGAUGUAUAAGAGAAAGAUGUAAGGAAGGAGCUAUAAAUUCUUGGAUUUGUAAGUAGGUAUGGAAAGAAUGUAGCAUUAACUUUAAGCAGCACACAUAGAAGCCACAUUAAAGACUGGCAUUUGGGGGAAGAUUUAGCUACUGUAAGUGAGCAAAGCUGUGCCUGGUCUAGCUUCCAAAUACUUGACCUAGAAUCACUUUGGCAUGGGAAGUUCUGUAUUAAAAGUGGCUUCUCAAAAUCAAAAUCAAAAUGCUUCCUGGAGUUCAGGUGGACAGAGGGACUGAAUUAUUCUGUAAUUUACUCUUCAUUUCCCACAGUGAUUCUCUUUAUUUUUGUAACUAUAUUGUUGAAUAAAUAAAUCAUGAACCUUU